UUUUCUAGAUCCGCCCCUGUGAAUAUGGGAUAGUAGUAUAUGAAACUCAACCGAACACUCGCAUAUACAAAAUCCAGCUAACUUCCUUUUUUAGCCUCUUCAUAGACAGAUAGUCCAACUCCCUCUUGUUUAUGGGUGACCCUACCUUCCCAACCUCAUGUGCUCCAACUCACAUGACCCCCCAUUCCCUCUCCUUUCUUUUCCAGUUUUCCAUUCUUAUUUAAGCUUCCUAGCUCUUUCAUUCCCCUUUCCAUUAAGUUAUGUACUUAAAAUCAGUGUUUCUUCUUAGCUUUUCUUAGUUGUAAUUUUCUUCCUUGUUUGGUUUCCAGUUUCCACUAUAUUCUGCCUAACAACAACCUACAAGUUUAAGCUCUUUUCUUUUGUGGUAAGUUUGAUUACCAAACAUGGCUAUAGAAUUAGCCUUAGAAGAUGAUCUUUUCUUUGCUGAUUUAAAUAGACAAAUCUCUCUCUUGAUUGAUGAGGAUGAUGAUGAUUAUAAUUACCCAGUUUCCCAUUUUCCUUCCAUUUCCCCUCAGGGUUUUGCAGGAACAAGAAGAGUUCAUCAUCCACCAAUAAUGGGAUCACAAUACAAUUUGUACCAAGAAAGUUCUAGAAGACCAUCAGAAAUAAUUAGCAAAGGAACUGGUGUUUUUAUUCCACAAUCAUCACAACCAAGAAGAAAAUAUAAGCAAGGAAAGCGUUCUACACAUUAUUACCCUGCCAAAUCCAACAAUAAGCAACUUAAUUAUACCAAUAAUGGAAAGACAAAUGCCAAUAUUGAUCAUACUAAUCUUUCUCCUUUUUACACUAAUACUACAAUUAAUAGGUUUGAAUUAACCAAUUAAUUGUGAUUUUAUUUUUUAUCAUUAGAUUAUGCUAAUUUAUGUUGGUAAUUAAGAAUAAUUAUUAUUAAGUAGAGAUUUGUAUUGUAUAAUUAAUUAUAAAGCAUUCUUUAUAGAUGAUGUAUGUAGAUGGGCAAGAUAAGUGUUCCUAACUUGUUUUAAAGAUAAGGUUUGCAAUAAAAUGAUUGUUUAAUUUUUAAUUAGUAGCAAUUUGAUGGAAUUUUGUAACAUUUGUGAUAAGGAUAAGGAAGUUUUAAGCAAAGAUUGAUACUAAA
This is a messenger RNA of Amaranthus tricolor (Joseph's coat), 1117 nucleotides long. RefSeq lists its product as uncharacterized. Bases 405 to 845 code for a protein of 146 amino acids. Lineage: Eukaryota; Viridiplantae; Streptophyta; Magnoliopsida; Caryophyllales; Amaranthaceae. The record is from RefSeq and is a predicted model, not a curated record. The transcript is spliced from 2 exons.